Molecule: messenger RNA, 2484 nt
Organism: Penicillium soppii
Lineage: Eukaryota; Fungi; Ascomycota; Eurotiomycetes; Eurotiales; Aspergillaceae
Exons: 6
Coding region: 1-2484 (827 amino acids)
Biological process (GO): mitotic G2 DNA damage checkpoint signaling; mitotic DNA replication checkpoint signaling; DNA replication initiation
Source: RefSeq, a predicted model, not a curated record
AUGGCAGGGAUGGCUGUUUCGAACAAAGACUUCCCCUUGACGGGCGUAUUCCAGAGACUCGUGAGAACAUUUAGGCUGACCGGAGUUCUUAUUGACCAGACCCCGUUGACCCAAAUGGCGGAGCAGAUGGGAGCAAUGCACAGCAUCCACCUCACCUCGGAUGUUACCCAUUUGCUUGUGGGUGACACAAACAGCGAUAAAUACAAGUUUGUUGCAAGAGAGCGCAACGAUGUGUUGGCAAUGAACCCAGAAUGGAUCGAGGCCGUACGACAGUCAUGGACACAGGGAGAGGACAUGGACAUAGAGGCGCUGGAAAAACAAUAUAGACUGGCAACUUUACAUGGCCUUAAAAUCUGUAUCACUGGGUUCUCAGACCUGCCCUUCCGAGCGUACAUGCAGAAGACAACAGAGGAAAAUGGAGCCGAAUAUCGAAAAGACUUGACCAAAACCGUGUCACAUCUCAUUGCGCGCGACUCGAGCGGCGAGAAAUACAAGUUUGCGACACAAUGGAAUAUCAAGGUCGUUUCAGUGAAAUGGUUUACCGACAGCAUCGAGCGAGGCAUGAUUCUGGAUGAAAAUAAAUACCAUCCGUUGGUAGCACCGGAAGAGCAGGGUCUCGGGGCAUGGAACCGUUCUUUACCGAUACAGAGAGCGCUUUCUCGAAGAGAAAGCACUACUACCAAAGAAAAUUCUUUGAAUCCAAGACCUCGAAAACUGCGCAGGAUUGCAAGCAUGAAGCUGGUAGAUCAAAACGAAAGCAUUUGGGGUGAUAUUGUUGGAACAGGAUUCGACAACAAUGGGACAAAUGGAAAUAACAAGGGCACCGAAGGUCGGCCUGAAGCUUCCAAACCUACCAUACAGGCGUACAAAUCGUUUGCCAGCGAGACUACGUUUUCCGAAAGCACCCAGCCUCGCCAGUCGUCAGUCCCAGUCCCAGCGAAAGACAAUGGUUUCCUACACGCCACAUAUUUCUUCAUCCAUGGGUUCUCUUCCAAGCAGACCAAGGUUUUGCGCGAACAUCUUACAUACAAUGGAGCUCAGUUGGUAGAUUCACUGAACGAGUUUUCGAGGCCCACUAUACCGAAAAUAGGACACGGCCUGUUCAUCAUGGUGCCGUACCAAACUCCCAGGUCUGAGAUUCCAUCCACGGAUGACAUGGCCUUUGAAUGUGAGGUUGUGACAGAGAUGUGGCUAGAGAGGUGUAUUGAUGCCCGCGCUUUUGUUCCACCAGAGUCUCAUGUGGCAAGCACUCCAUUCCCGAAGUUUCCUAUACCAGGAUUUCCUGAAAUGCGCAUUUGCUCCACCGGUUUUGGGCGUAUUGACUUGUUGCACCUACGCAAACUGGUAGAGUUGAUGGGCGCGACAUAUGGAGAUUUCCUGACACCCAAAGCAUCCGUUCUCAUUUGCAAUGACCCCCAAACCGCGAGUUUGGAGAAAUUGCGCCAUACAGCGGAAUGGGGAGUCCCAGCAGUGUCUGCUGACUGGCUUUGGAUAUCCAUCCAAAGUGGCCAAAAGAAGUUAUUUGAUCCCUAUAUUGUCCGCCGACAGACCUCCCAAAAUACCAAUAGCGCAGAGAACCUCGGUCCUGCCUCUGCCAAGCGAAAGCAGCCACACAAAACUGUUGACGAGCGGCAAACAGACUCACCACUCAACAGCUUUUCUGAGUCUACAAGGAACGACAGACCGGAAGGACGAGGCUCCGUGAAAGGAGCUACGAAGAAAACGGCAACAGUCGUGGGGGACGGUUUCGAGGACGAUGCACCAAAACCAUCUGUUACAGAAUCUAAAUCUCCAUCCCCGGCCAGAAUUCUAGAAAAGCAAGCCACAGAGGAGCCUAGCACAAAGCAGCCCACACCGAAUGGCGAUCCAGCACCCACUACUGGUCCAUCUGCACUGGACACCGCAUUGAGUGGGCUUCUUCAGCAAGCCCGAGCAGCCAAGUCAAGACAGCAGCCUGAAAGCACCACCAAUAUCGACGGAAGCAAUCCACCCCGACGGAAGCGCAAGCCCCUUCUAGGCCGCGCCACGUCUCAGUCUUCGACCCGAAUGCUGGAUAACCCCAAUCCUCUCUCGCGCGCCAGCUCAAUCGAUACACUCAACGACGACGGUCUUGGCAGCGCACUAGAAAGCGCUCACCCGACCAGAGACAACUCGCAAUCCAAGAGUAACGGCCGCGCGGAACAGAGUCUGUCAUCCAUGCUCAGUGGUGGAAAAUUCGAUUUCCUGAACGAUCGACUCCCGGCUCACACCGAGGAUGAAGACGAAGAAAACCAGGAGCCUCAAAUGACGCAGCUGGAUUAUGAGGAUCCCGAUGCUGCUGCCAUGAGAGCAGAGUUUCUCAAGAAUGCUGGGAAGUUACCCAGCAAAACGAAGAAUACUGAUGGCACAGGCGUGCUUGUUGGUGAGGUGCGGGAGCUGGAAGAUCUUGGAUGGGCCUCUGGGCGGAGGACUAGGAAACAUCCUGUUCGGGUCGAUGAUGAAUGA